This is a messenger RNA of Cladocopium goreaui, 5316 nucleotides long. Lineage: Eukaryota; Dinophyceae; Suessiales; Symbiodiniaceae. The record is from the annotation of a GenBank genome assembly.
AUGGCAAAUGCUGCACCAGGAGCGGCUGCAGGGCAGGCUGGCUUUUUUGCAGCCCCGCGGCAGGAGAUGCAGAACUGGAUGUCCUUUCCGAAUUUUCUGUUGGCUGAGCAUUGGACGCAGCUUCAGUCAAGUGAUCGUCAGCUGCAGAAGCUGGAUACGAUUGUGAAUCAUUUGAUUCGACUGGGACUUCGACAUCCAUCGGAGAGGACGCAGGCAACACUUGCUGCAUUGGUAAGCCAUGUGGGGCCAAAUGCUUGGGAUGCGUCUGAUGUGCCAGAUACUGCAAAGCAGACUGCUUUGUUGAGCACGGUGAAGGCAGUGCUGAAAGGUCAGUUGUUGCGUACGCGCAACAUCGCAUUGGCAUUGCCGGGGGGGUACAUCCGUGAUCUUCCAGCUUCAGUGCAGGAGUUGCCACUUGGCAUGCAGGCGCAGUUUUUUCCGGUGGGCGCAGUUGCACCGCCCAUGGACUUGAAUCCCAUCUGGCAGGUGGCGCAUGGUUGGGCUGUGCGCAGCACCCAUCGUGCGCGUGCCGGGGGGCAAGUGGCAGUGGCAGGUGCGGCCAGUUCUGCAGAUGCUGCUAGCAUUGCCGCCCAAGCAGCGGUAUCAACGGUGUUGGCUCUUGUUCCACAUGCACAACGUGGAUCCGUCGAUGCCAUUCCUGGUUUGCAAUUUUUUGGGGCGGCACGCCGAGAGAUGCCUGCCCAUGGCAACGGGGUCCGGUCAGAUUUUGGGACCGCCCUUGUUCGGGCUUCAGCUGAGACUGUGUCAUCGACAGCAGGGCCUGUUGCACCUUCAUUUUUGGAUCGGGUUUCUACGCCUGCGUUGGCCUUGGAAGACAGACGUCCAUCGGCAGAGGCAAUGGCCAGCAGCACCAGGGAAAAUGAGCGCUCCAACGAUGCCGCUGCAAAAGAGCACCCGCAUGUGCCAGCAUCCGUUGAUUUGGAGUUGAGCCUUGCUGCCUUGGCUGAGGCGCAUUAUGAGCGCCCAUUGCCAUCUGUGGAGGCUUUGCCGACUGGAGAAGCUAAGACCCGUGGCGAUAAGAUGCGCAAGCCGGCGGCUGCUGCAUUUGCACAGGGCAAGAAGAUGCGCAAACCGGCUGCUGCAGAGAAAACAACUGCUGCAUCUUGCACAUUGAAGCGGCCAGCAGCUGCUGUGAAACCGCAGGCUCGCGGCAGGGCUGUGGCUGCCAGGAAAAGACCUGCAGCUGCAGCUGUUACCAGCAGCAAGACGGUGACCAGGUCGCAAGCCAAGCGACUGCGUCCGGAGGGCUGCGGCAAGUGUCGCUAUCAGUGCGGCUGUACGCCAAGUUGUUGGCGAAAGGUGGGAAAGAUAGGAGACAAUAGCCGUGUGAUGUUGCACACAUUGCCGGCAUUGUGGAAAAGAUGCCGUGAGAAGGGAGCGGACGCCCCCGACGUUGGUAUCGUUGAUUCUCCAUUGCGCAAGAAGACGAAGCCAAAUGAACAAAUGCCGCGCUCCAAGGAGCAGCAGGUGUUGGCAGAUCGAGUGGCUGCUACACUGGAGAAGUUGCGGCAUGCGUCUGGAGACACGCUGCCGGCAGAGCGCAAGCGUAUUUUUGUGGAUCUUUUGGAGGCAGCAGCGCUUGAUGUGCUAGAUGCUUUGCAGACCGCGGAAGACUUGUAUAGCAUCCGUGAAGUCAUUGCGAAAGCUGAGGAAGCCUUGGUUAUUGGCACAGCUGUGCCAAGAGGCCCGGACGAAGAUGGCCGUGCGGAAAGCCGCAGCGACGAAGGUGAGAGGCCUGCUGCAGAGGCCGCACCAGCAGCACCGGAAAGGGAUACAGCUGCACCAACAGAGCCCGCGCGUUCCGACGCGCAGAGUCCUGCAGCUGUCCCGAAGGAAAAGAGUCGAACCCGAGGGGGGUUCAAGGCAAACAGAGGCCUGGAAGGACGCAAGCAAUGUGUAUAUUGCAGGCGUCCUGUUGCUGACAACGCUCAAGGACGUAGUCAGCACGAAGCUUCCAUGUACUGUCUGACGAGGAAGAACUACUACUAUGUGGGCGGCAUGACGUGGAACGAGGCAGAGCGUCGGGCAAAAGAAAAAAUGGUUGAAUGGAACGAAUGUUGGAGCAACAGAGGGGCUUCAAGUGCGCCCAAUAGGAAACUUCCUCCCCCCGAGCCAGAAGGCCCUCCAAAGGCACAGGCGCAAGCUGAGCCAGCUGCGCCUGCGCCCCGCAGAAGAAUCCUAUACCACCCCCCGGAGGAAAGUUAUAUCCGGCGUAGUCGCGACCGCCGCAGUCGGACCCGGUGCAGAGAUGACCGGGAACAUCACGAACGGCGUCGUCGCCGUUCGCGCAGGACCGCCAGCAGUCACCGUGCGGAUGACCAGUCGCUACUUUUGAUCCCGGGUCCACGCGGCACUCGCAGCCGGUCUCGCCGCCGCUCACGCGAGGACCGUGCUUCGCGAGAGAGAGGACGUGGGAAGUCUCGAGUCCGCGAUCAGCGCGCUGCGCGGUCGCGGAGCGGAGCAAAGGGGAGGAGCCGAUCUGAAAAAGAUACGAAGGGUUCGACCAAAAAAGACGCACCACCCAAGAGAAAAGAAGAAAGUUCCACCAAGACAAAAGAAGAUCCCGCUCGGAAGGGGGUCGGCGAGAAGGCAGGGAAGAAAAAGAAGCAGGAAGAUGCAGUGGAGAAAAAGUCUACGCCGGCUGUGAAAGAAGAAAGUUCGUCCAGCUCCAGCUCGAAGUCGAACUCGUCGAGCGCCAGCUCGGAUGACAAGGACGAGGAGAAGCCUGCGGUCGCCCCCACGGCCGCGGCUGUGCCAAAGACUGCUGCCAGUAAGGGUGCGGCAAAAUCGUCCGCAAAGCCAACGCCUGCAGCCGCAUCAGUCGCGUCGUCGAGCUCAAGCGGCAUCGACGAAUCGCGCGCGCAGCUUGCAGAGCGGCUACUGAAGACUGCCAUGGAAGUGGCCCUCAAGAAACCUUGCAAUUCCGUGAUCUUUUUGCAGCAUUUUGUCCUCCAAAGUUCUGCUGAUCCCAUGGCAGAUAUGGCUGACGCUGAGCAGACGCCAGCAGCCACGCAGCCUGAAGCUGCAGGCGAUGCAGUCUCUGAAGAUGCUGCAGCGUCAAAGCAGGAGGCUGCGCAGGCAGCGCACCUGCCAAGGCGCCUGGCAAGGGGAAAGGGCGCGGCAAAGGUGGAAAGGCAUCCCGUCUUGGAGAUGGCUUUUGAGAGCCUGAAAAAGAACGCAACCCAAAAAGAUCUUCAUGACCUGGGUAACGGCUCCGUGGAACUGCUGCGUGAAGUGUUAACGCAGGUCGUGAUUGGAGAGAAGUAUCCGGAGCUGAAGCAAACAGCAGAAGCCUUAGGGCUGCUGCUGCUCCUUCUAAGAGGACUCCUGCUUGAGUGGGAGUGCGAAGACUUUCCCGAAGCAAUUUUUGAAUUGCCAUUGCAGCGUUUGCCAAAAACGUAUCCCAACAAAGCAUGGAAAUUGGCACACCCAUCUCCGCGGAUUCUAGCGGAAGAGACGAAAGCGAGUCUUCGCUUCCUGGAAAGCCACGCAACUUUCGAAGUUGGUGUAAAGAACAUGCUUCCGAUGCCCCCGUUGAAGCGCCGGCGGCUGGAAAGCGUCAUGGCGCGGUAUAGUGAAACCAGUAUUGCGCAAAUGCAAAACUGUGAAAGGGAUCAGAAAAUUGACAGGCAAAGAACAGGAGCGCAGAAGCGCGCAUUCGCGCUCGCGCUGGCGCCAGCCCGACACUGCUUCAGAGCGCUCGAUGCGCCAGACAAAGACGAUGGGGGAAAGGCUGUGACUUUCACAGUGGCAAAAAUCCCAGAGCUCCUCCAGUACAUCGCAAGGAAGUGCCCUGAUGUCCGAGCCGAUUUGGAAAGGGCGUCUUCGCCUAUCCAAGUUGUUCUCAGCUGGGAUGAGACCACAGCUGGCAAUGUGCUGGCCACCGCAGCACGCAUGAAGGCCACAAUAUUCUAUAUCACCUUCAAGCAUUGGCAACGCGUGCAUGAGUCACAGCAUGCAUGGAUCCCAGUAGGUGCAAUUAGCCACGAGCAAGCUGAGCAGAUACCUGGCGGUAUGAGCAUGGUCCAUAAGUUGUUUCUAGAAAACUGGUUGGAACAACGCUUGGACCAAGGUAUGUGGCUAUCGCCCAGCACGAAAAUCUAUCUGCAACUGACUCUUUUCGUUGCAGACGCAGACGCGCAAAGAGCCGCGCUGGCUGGAAAGGGAAGCGCAGGUCUGAAAUGCUGCGCGUUUUGCCGAAACUGCUUAGCAAAAAACUCAACUGGAGCAGCUGUGGACACAACAAAUUUUCGCACCAUAGCGGAAGCGAACGUAAACUGGUUCACUCCCAACACACAAGAGCAGCUCCAAAAUUAUAUCCGGAAAGCAUUGAUCCGCUGGCCAGAAAUGACAAAGAAGGAUAAGGACAUCAUAGAACGAUGCCUCGGGUUCAACGUCAGUCCCAACACUGUGUGGACAUCCGACAUGUGCUGCACAGCGCUACCUUUGUCGCGCUACAUGAAUGAUUCGAUGCACUGCUACUUCGCCAAUGGCAUUGCAGCCGUGGAAAUAAACUUGCUAGUGCAAGAAGUGACGCGCAGCACGGGCAAAACCAUUGGUGACAUCAAGCAAGCAGUGCUCCAAGCUGGCUGGAAAAGACCGGGGCAGUUAUUGCGGGAGGGUCAAACAAAGUGCUGGACUGGUCGUUUGUUUAUUGCGACGUUUUUUCUUGGUCAGAUAUACAAGGGGAGCGCCAAGCAAACCCGUGCAUUGCUGCCUCUCCUUUUGUGGUUGGCAGAAAGUGUCUGGAGCAAGAUUGAAUCACUGCGGCCUAUGGUGGACUCCUUCAUGAAGCUGUGCCAAUGUGUGACAUGCUUGCGGAAAAUUGCGAGCAGUAACGACUGGGACGAACUCGAAAGAGUGCAAGAAGCCCACCAGCUGGCGUUCAGUCGCACCUAUCCGGAAGAAAUUCGGCCCAAACACCAUCAUCGGUUGCAUUUGCCCCAACAAUACCGUGCCGCCGACUUUGUUGCCACAUGCUGGGGCACAGAGUCAAAGCAUCGCUGCUACAAAAGCAUAUAUGCCCGGAACCUUCAACAGUUCCUGACGGAGAGAAAUGGAGGAGUAGAGUUUUCUGAACGGCUGCUCCCACGACUUCUCCUCCGCAGUGCAGAACUCUGUCAGAACAUGACCCUGCAACCAAGAACAUUCCAACUGGAGAAGCUGUUCGAUGAAGCUGAAGUCAAUAGAUUGGCGGCUGGUCUGGAAGGCUGUCGCGUCGGAGCCCGUUGUCGAGUGGCGUUGCUGCAGCUGCAAGAAGGGGAUCUCUUGCUGCACGGCAAAAAAAACACUGAG